Messenger RNA from Urocitellus parryii (Arctic ground squirrel), 1161 nucleotides. NCBI's taxonomy places the organism in Eukaryota, Metazoa, Chordata, Mammalia, Rodentia, Sciuridae. The record is from RefSeq and is a predicted model, not a curated record.
AUGUGGAAGUCCUUCCUGGUGGUGGUCAUGUGGCUGCCACGGCUCCCCACCCUGAUCUCCUUCUCCCUGCCAGGUGCUAAUGGAUUUCCCUGCUGUGGCAAGGGGGCAGUGGACAUCGUGGAGAUACCGGAUGACUUCAACUCCCCACGGCCCCAUCCCCGAUUAGCAGAAGAGGAAGAAGACCUAGAGGUGGAGGACGAAUUGCUAGAGCAAGAGCCUCGGCCCAGAGCAAAUGUGGAUUCGCACCUGGACUCAGUCCCAGAUCUGGAAGACAACUCAGAUGUAGACAUCCCAGAGAGGGGGCCUGAAGCUAAGUCACACAAUGACCCCUAUUGGGAGAUGAGCUCUCUGGAUUUUGGCUGCGAACACACCGAGCAGCAAUAUUACACAAUAGAGACCCUCCAUCCCUACACAGAGGAGAUACCAAGGACCUUCUCGGGUUGGUCGAUAGGCUCCAACUCCAGCCUCCAGAGUGUCCCAAGGAAAGAACUGACAUGCCCUGAGCAACGCUCCAUCCGCGUACAGACUUCCAAGCACCUCUUCUGGGCAAAUAAGCUCAUCCAAGCAUCAGAGCACAGCCUGCAACAGGCAAUAAAUAGGCACCACCCAAAGCAGGAGUCCAACCCCAAAAACACACUGUGCCCUGAGAAUAUGCUCCAGAUCUCCAGGGCCCUGACAUUUCGCCAAGUCACAACCUCCCAGCCACUAUCAAGCCCUUGUCUGUCAACCUCCAGCCUCCCGCCAUCCAUCGGCCUGGAAGAGCUGAUCAAUUUCGCAUCUUCCUUGGCCGUAGCCUCCAACGACAUGGAGUUGCCCAGUUUAGAACAAAUGAUCAAAGCUCCAUCCCGGAAGUCUGCGGCACCUUCUAAAGAGCCUGUGAAACCUUGUACAGAGCCUCUGCAGCCUCAGAAUCCACCCAAAGCCAAGGAGCCAGAGAAAGUUCCAGAACAGGAAAAACAGAGCUUCCCUUCUUACCUAGACUUCAAACCUGGGAUCAAGAGAGCCACCAUUGAGGGGGAAGUGAAGUUCCUUCCGACACAGGACAUCCCCGCCACGCUGCAGGAAUGCAAGGAAGACUCGGUGCCGGGAACCAAGAAAGGGAAUCCAUUAUUCCUGAAAAUCCAUUUUAAGCUGUCAUCCCCUUCCACCCCAGAGAAAUGA